UUGUGCCAUUCUAUUCCUGUUAAAUCCGUAGAAAAUGAGAAAAUACUCGACAUUUUGGGGGAAACUUGUAAAUCUGAGCCAGGAAAAGAAGAAGGUUCCGAGCUGGAGCAGCCAUUUGCACAGGAUACAAGUAGCGUGGGGCCAGACAGAAAGCUUGCGGAGGAAGAGGACCUUUUUGACAGCGCCCAUCCGGAGGAGGGUGACUUAGAUUUGGCCAGCGAGUCAACACACGCUCAGGCGGGCGAGGCAGACAGCCUGUUAGCGGUAGUGAAAAGGGAGCCCGUGGAGCAGCCGGGCGAUGGCGGCAGGACGGACUGUGAGCCUGUAGGGCCAGAGCCGGCAGUUGAGCAGAGUAGCGCGGCCUCCGAGAACGCGGAGGCCUCUAGCGAGGAGGUCGCGGAAGCGCCCACGGAAGCCCCAAGCCCCGAAGCCAGAGAUAGCAAGGAAGACGGGAAGAAGUUUGCUUUUGAAGCUUGUAAUGAAGUCCCUCCGGCUCCUAAAGAGUCCUCAGCCAGUGAGGGCGCUGAUCAGAAAAUGAGCUCUUUUAAGGAAGAAAAAGAUAUAAAGCCAAUCAUUAAAGAUGAAAAAGGACGAGUCAGCAGCAGUUCCGGGAGAAACCUGUGGGUCAGCGGACUGUCCUCCACCACACGAGCCACGGAUCUGAAGAACCUCUUCAGCAAGUAUGGAAAGGUUGUUGGGGCCAAGGUGGUCACCAACGCCCGCAGUCCUGGGGCUCGAUGCUACGGGUUUGUCACCAUGUCAACAUCCGAUGAGGCUACCAAGUGCAUCAGCCACCUCCACAGGACCGAGCUGCACGGGAGGAUGAUCUCCGUGGAGAAGGCCAAAAACGAGCCUGCUGGGAAGAAGUUGUCCGACAGAAAAGAGUGCGAAGUGAAGAAGGAGAAGGUGUCCAGUGUCGACAGACAUCAUGCCGUGGAGAUCAAAGUAGAAAAAACCGUCAUUAAGAAGGAAGAGAAGAUUGAGAAGAAGGAAGAAAAAAAGCCUGAAGACAUUAAAAAGGAAGAGAAAGACCAAGAUGAGCUGAAACCAGGACCUACAAAUCGAUCUAGAGUCACCAAAUCAGGAAGCAGAGGAAUGGAGCGGACAGUGGUCAUGGACAAGUCCAAAGGAGAGCCCGUCAUUAGCGUGAAGACCUCCAGCAGGUCCAAAGAGAGGAGCUCCAAGAGUCAGGAUCGCAAGUCGGAAAGCAAAGAAAAGAGAGACAUCUUGUCGUUCGAUAAAAUCAAGGAGCAGAGAGAGCGAGAGCGCCAGAGGCAGCGGGAGCGGGAGGUCCGGGAGACCGAGAGGCGGCGGUGGCGAGACGAUGCCUACUGGCCGGAAGGAAAACGCGUGGCGAUGGAGGACAAGUACCGCACGGACUUCCCCCGGCCAGAUCACCGCUUCCACGACUUCAACCAUCGCGACCGGGGCCAGUACCAGGGCCAUGCCAUUGACAGGAAGGCACCACAGGGCUAUUCCGUUCGCCGCCUCUUCAUGAGUGGGCCGGAGGUGGCCCUGGGCAACCAGCUGUGCCCAGAGCGU
Messenger RNA from Carlito syrichta (Philippine tarsier), 1542 nucleotides. Its product is annotated as scaffold attachment factor B2-like. The record is from RefSeq and is a predicted model, not a curated record. Lineage: Eukaryota; Metazoa; Chordata; Mammalia; Primates; Tarsiidae. Gene Ontology annotation, molecular function: RNA binding; sequence-specific DNA binding. The transcript is spliced from 10 exons. The annotation marks the transcript as partial. Gene Ontology annotation, biological process: regulation of androgen receptor signaling pathway; regulation of transcription by RNA polymerase II; regulation of mRNA processing. Gene Ontology annotation, cellular component: nucleus.